Pseudophryne corroboree (corroboree frog) is the source of this 6279-nucleotide messenger RNA. It is a transcript of the gene PODXL, whose product is annotated as podocalyxin like. The transcript is spliced from 8 exons. The coding region runs from base 282 to 1646 and encodes 454 amino acids. Gene Ontology annotation, cellular component: microvillus membrane; apical plasma membrane. NCBI's taxonomy places the organism in Eukaryota, Metazoa, Chordata, Amphibia, Anura, Myobatrachidae. Gene Ontology annotation, biological process: negative regulation of cell-cell adhesion; cell migration; positive regulation of cell-cell adhesion mediated by integrin. The record is from RefSeq and is a predicted model, not a curated record.
UCCUCCCCAGCCACAGCCAGUAGAUUUGUUAGAGAUCAGUAUUACGGCAAGUGGGGGAUUUACAGCAGCAAGUGUGCAGCAUCACUGGGCAUACAGGGAAAGUCAGAGAGAAACAGGACAGGCUGACCACACAGUGAGGAGGAAGCAAUAGGACAAGCAGACUGUAUUCUGCAAGGUGCUGCGCGUCCCCGGGACAGUCGCUGCACUGAUAACCGGCGUCCCCUAUAUAGGAUAAGAGAAGCAGUCUCCGUCUGACCACAGCAGCCGUAGCCGGACACAUCAUGAUCGUACUGCGCCUAUUGUUGGGAGUGCUCUGUGCUGCUGUGGGACAUGAUGCUUCUACUACACAAAUGACGACCCCUACUGCUACUAUUGCUUCUACUCAAAUGCUUGCUACUUCCCCACCUGCUACUACUAAACCAGCUACGAAUCCUUCUACUAUUACAACUGUGGCUCCUACAAGCAAAGGCACCACCCUAAAUCCCAAGCCCUCUACUGGAACUGUUCCCUCAAGUGGAAGCUCCUCAAAAGUGGAAGUUACAAGCCCUGGAGUAACCACAUCUACACCACAAAACCAGACACCAACAGCAACACCAAGAAAGACAGACACCUCUGGAGCCAUGUCAACAACAAAUCCCCCAAAUGUUAUCAAGGAAACUACAACAAGUGGAACGGCCCCUGAGAACUCUACUACUAAACCAGCAGAAAGUGCAUCUGGUAUAGGCAUCACACGCAGUACAGUAGCACCAUCACAGCCACAUCAUAGUGCUCCAACUACAACAUCUCUUCAGGCUGCAAGGACACAGCAAAGUAACGUAACAGAUGCUGGAAACAGCACAGGCAUAACUACAGGCAGAGCUACACCAAGUGCUGUGAUCCCGGUUUCUAUCGCUUCAGUCAAGACUUUAACAGUUGCUGCUACCACUAAAUGGACCCCUCCAGAAACUUCAACCGAGACUACAUCACUUGAUUUGGAUAUAAAACACACUUAUAAAGAGAACAUUACGGUUAAAUGCCAAAAGAAAAAUGGUGAAUUAUUUGUGAAGAUUCAUAUGAAGUCCUCAAGAAUUUGUACAAAUAACUUUAAUAAGCCUGAAAAGGAGAAAGAGGAUGAAAAGAACACAUUCAUGUAUCUAUGCAAAGCUCUGAAGCCAGGAUACCAGCCAAACAAGGACAAAUGUGAAAUAGUUUUGGGCUAUGAGCCUGCUGAUCAUCUAGUGAUAUUAGAUGCCAUUGUGGAAAAUCGCCUGGAUCCAAAAGAAUUAUAUGAACAAGUAAAAAGUAUUAAAAAAAAGGAUAACUACCCAUUGUUUUCAUACGAGAACUCAAACAGCUUAGACGAAGACGUGGUGAGCAUUCCCCUGAUAAGCGCCAUUGUCAGCCUAGCUGUGGUUCUGCUGAUCAUUGCUGCUAUUUAUGGGUGUUGGCACCAGAGGCAAACCUGGAAGAGAGAGCAGAGACUUACUGAAGAGCUUCAGACCAUGGAAAAUGGUUAUCAUGAUAACCCAACCUUGGAAGUAAUGGAAACCUCUCCAGAGAUGCAGGAGAAAAAGGGAGGUCCAAAUGGAGAGCUUGGGGACAGCUGGAUUGUUCCACUUGACAACCUAACAAGAGAAGAUCUAGAUGAAGAGGACACCCAUUUGUAAAGCAAGCAAAGAGAAUAUGGUGGACUGGAAAUCCCAGCAGUACAAAGUGCAUUAAAUGGCUGGUCAACAAAAACAGCCAAAUUUAAGCCAACAUAUUCAUCGGAGUGCCAGACCUGAAAAGACAAGGUGCUUCCUACCUCCAGCUAUGUCCCAUACAUAACCAAAGUUCUCUUGAGAAGCAACCAUAUUAAUUUAAACUUAAUUGUAUAUACAACAAAUUUGAUACUUACAUAUUGUGCUGUCAUGGCCAUUGGAAACAAAGGGUAUUUAUGUCCCUGCAUCAAGAGGAGAGCUAUCCAUGCACUGCUGAUAGAAUUAUAGAGCAGUUUUGAAACUUUGAUAGGUAAUGAGAAUUAUGUGCUCUAAGUCUGGGUUUUGCAAUAAAGAACUGAAAGUGUUAAGCAAAAUUUUCGAAUGAUUAAGAUUUUGUAAUGGGAUCUAAAAAUAGUACAUACUGUACAACCAUGUACUAACAUGAAAGUACUGUAUUAAAAAUGCCAUGAACUACAAAAACAACUAAUGCGGCAGACAAAAUUGUUUAAGCAGAUAAGUGGUUGAACAGAUGUUCUCAUUGAAUUGGUAAGGUGCUCUUGAAUUCUACUUUAGUUCCAUGUUUCUUAGGAAGAUAUUCAGUUAAUUUUCAAAAAUGAUUACAUUAAACCCCAAUUUUAAAAUACUGCUGUAAAUUAUCUAUUUUUCACUUGGGUCUACUGUACUUUAAAUUUUUUUUUUCUAAAAGGGAAGGGAACAAACAUUGUAUAACAGUUUGCCCACUUUCUCUAGUAAUAAAGAAUUUCAUAUUCAAUAUACACACAUUUGCUAUUUAUAAAAACUAUUUGCUUGGUGCAAUAUUAUAGUCUAAGUAUAACAAAUUUGGUAUAUUACAAAAAAAACUGCAAACAUCAUCUUUAAUAUUAUCAAUAGGUCAAUAAGUUAUCAAGCAAUUAAAAUACCCUCUGUGAAAUUAUACUUAGAUAUGUCCUUUUGUGUUAGGAAUAGUACAUUGAAGCUACCCAUUCUGUGUCUAAUGCCAUUUCCUCUCACCAAAAUCUAAAUAAUGUAUGCAAAUAACCUGCAUAAACAAUUUUUAUCCCCUUUUACAACACUAAGGAAGGUAUCUAAUUAGCUAUGCUACUUAUUUGGCUGACAAAAAUAGGCCAUUAUAGCAAUGUUAGCCCGCUGGUUAUUAACAAACUAUCCAAUUAUCCAUUUUUUGGGCUGAAUAAUUACCCAUUUUUGGGUUAUAACACAUGGGACCAGGGAUAAAUUCCCAAUCCCAUGUGGUAUCAUGGCUCUGAGGGCUGGAUAUCGGGGAUUAUGGCUCGCAAAGCAUAAUCCCUGAUAAGUGCUGGGUAUCGGGGAUAAUUGGAUAGCCCCCAGCGAAUCAAUCAGCUGCAGUAAAUUCCUGCAGCUAAUUGGAUACCACCCUAAUGCUCUGAAUGUUUGUCGUGAAAAUCAACACUGCACAAGAUACUUCCAGGCUUUACCUUUACACAAACGGAAUUAACAUGCUUAAAAAGGUUAUUUGCAUAUGGACAAAUCAAUAAAAAAAAAAAUUUAAAAAAAUUAGGCAAUUUUCUUUAAUCUCUGAUUUCUACAAAAAUUUCAGCAACUCCAUUGAAAUGUAUCAUCUAAAACACAGAUGCAAAUUGUUACAUGCAACACACAAGGCUGGAUUCAAUUAGCCGCUGUUUAUUGAUCCCCCAGGGCUAUUCAAUUAGAGCCCAUGAUCAGACCAACGGCUGCAGUUAUCGGGGAUUUCUGUUCGAGCAUGAGGAGGCUUGACAGAUAUCUGCCCUGAUCACCGGUGCCGCGAACCUAUUAACACAUAGGUCUUAUUCCGGAUUCCGUCAGUUAAUGUGCGGUAGCAGGUACUUUACUGCACGGGGAAAGGGGACCCUAAUUAAAUAGCCCCAGGCGUUAAAGCCUGAGGCUACCACCCUUUCCCCUCACUUUACUGCAUCUAAUUGAAUAUGGCCCUAAAUGUACUACACAAAUUGCAAUUGUUACCUCAGCCUUAUAUUGAAAGAUAUGUUCUACAAUUAUGUAGUUUUAUAUAUCUAGGUUCUUUCUAGAUAAUUCUAAACUACAGAAAAAAAACAACAUAUUAAAAUAAACAGGCUGUAAUAUAUUCAGGCAAUGGGCAGCAAAAUAAAAGGCAUUAAUCUUAAAAAGCUUUUUAGCUAAAGUCCACUCAUUUCAGGCCUUGCUUGCUUAAACACCUAUAUAAAGUAAUAAAUAAAUGAAAGUUGAACAUAAAACAAGAACAAAAUACCUGCUGUUAAUUUUACUGAUUGGUGAAUGGUUUAAGGCCAUGUGGAUUCCUAGCACGCAUAUAUAUAGCAUCAUUUAGAUAACCAUGUGGUUUAGUUUUCUCAAAACCAAAAUUAAAGGGGUUCUUGGGUAAAAUGAUACUAUUUCCUGAAGUUCCCGUUUAACCAAUAACAUAAAUAUGCAUUUUUUUUUGUGUAUGUGUUUAACCUGUAUUGUACAUAAUUGUGACCACAGGCCUUAAAUAGUAAACAUUUUUAUGAAUCCUCAUAAAACAUUUAUAGCCAGGCUGUCGCGACUAUUUGCGGGUGUGACUCGUUUUAUGCGAGGCCUGAGCACAUCUAUGUGCAUGUACAGUACGAAAAAUUGCAUUUGCGGCCCAUAGACUUUAAAUUGUCUAAUUGCGGGUGAGACUCUCUGCACCCAGGCACAGCAAGGCACUCCCGCUAUGUGUGUGUACAUGCAUAUGCAUCAUUUUGCUGGAUAAAAGCGGCUACACCUGUAACUAGUUUUAAUGCAUCAAAUUAGGUUUAUACAACAGACAAAAGAAAAUGUUCAUGAAAUUCUUUAUACUGUGUAUGUUGUCUGAGAAAUUGUGAAUAAGAAGAUAAGGCUGGAUACACAUUUAAAAGACAAAGCGGCCUACUAAGUGGCCGAUUAGGUAAGUCAUUGGUUCUCAAACUAUGACUCAUGACGCCCUAGAAAAUCAGCAUUUUAUUCAAGGCACCCCUGGGAUAAAAGUUUCUUAUUGAUAUAUUUUGAAAAAAUAUUAAGUAAAUUGUGCCUACCUGUCAUCCUUAGGUUCAGUUAUGUGGUGGUGUACAUUUGUGCUUCUUAUUGUCCAUAUAUUUUAUGAUAGGCCAAAAACAGUGCUAGUGGCUGCCAAUUACUUUGACCAUAAAUAAUUUUGAUGUGGUUCUGGACCACCAACCCGAGGCACUCCCUACAAGAGCCUCGUGGCACGCCAGGGUGCCUAGGCACACAAUUUGGGAACCACUGAGGUAAGAAAUAUAUAUAUACACUUACCAAUCGACUGCUUGAUAUAUCGGGUCACACAUCACAAUUGGACGGGCAUUUAAUUUUGCCUGCCCAGUUGUGAUGUCAGUGUCGGCAGGGUGGCUGUACACACAUGCAGAUGCACCUAUAUAGGCAUCGGCAGUGCGGGUGUUAGGACUGGAGUAGGCACAACUAGCUUUUUCCUGCCCUGCAACCAAUGCAGUGCUCACAAGAACAAGAUGGCAAAUGUAUUUAAAUUAAAAGGGAUGAUUAUUACAAGCGUGGAUGUGCUUAUUAUUGUACAUGAGAGUUCAAUCAGAGUAAGAAUUAAGGUCAGAAUGUCUUGUGUUUGGGCCAUAGCAAAAGGUUAAUGCUGGAUACAAAGUAUCAAAUUAUCCAAUCUUUGUGGUUGGAAGGAAAAUCUGGUAAUGUAUAGGAGCAGAAGGAAAUUGAUUAUUUGCUCCCAAACACUGGAAAACAGACAAAAAUGCACAGAAAAAUUGGUUAAAUUAAUUUGAUUUAAUCAAUUUAUCCAAACAACUAUUUUUGUCCGUUUUUCCAGCUUUUGGGAACAAAUGGUUGUCAUUUGCUCCCAUACAUUACCAGAUUUUCGCUCCAUCCAGAAAGAUUUGGACAGAUAAUCUUAUAGUGGGUAUCCAGCUUUAGAAUUGCACUACAGAGAGAAAAAUAAAAGUGAAGUAGCACCCGUAUCAUUCCACUUGGGACUGCAACUAAAAAAUUUUAUGAUAUAAUAAGCUUAAAUGCAACACUGGUUAAUUGUAUUUGACAUUUUGUAAAGACUUGCUUAUUGUGCUUAAACCCAUACUGGAAUGUUAAGAAUUGUAUAUUUAACUAAGGCAUAAUGGUGGCUGCUUGACAAUUUCAUUUAAACUCACAGUAAUCCAAAAAUAAACCAUUGAUCUGCUAUUUUGCGCUUUCGCAAGUUAAACACAUGAAAAGUACAUUAAAAAUAAGUCAGGUAAACAGGUAAUUGUGCCAUCACCAAAUCUUAACUUCAUUUUUGUUAAACAUCUCAAAUUAUCAUGAUAAAGAAAUAAUGCUUUGGUUUAAAGUUUUGAUUGUAUUGGUAAAAUCACAUUUGCAUUUAAAAACAACAACUUUUCUCUAAGUUUGCAGCACAUACAGUAUGAGUGAAUGAGCCAAGCAAUAAAUCCAAAAGACAUUGUAAAAUAAAGUAUUAACCCAUGUGGUGUAUUUUUCAAGAAUAUUUUCAAACGGAUGAAUGUUGUAAUAUAGGAACAGGGGUCUGAUACACUGGAACUAAUUAAACUGGAUUGUUACACUAGUUUCUGACAAAAUUAUAUUUUGACAGCUAUGUAAAUUAAUAAACUUCUUAUCUACAGAU